AUGGCCAUAGAAGAUGGUACAAUACUUCCGACUAAAAUAGUCAACGAUAUACUCAUUGAAAAGAAAGUUAGUGAAUAUACUCACGAUGAAGAAGAUAGAAUGAAUAUCGCCGCUAAAGCGGAAAUGGUUCUCACAAGUGCACUUGCAGAAAAAGAGUAUAAACGAGUAAACAAUUGCAAGUCCGCACAAGAAAUGUGGAACAAGUUAGUAGUUACCUAUGAAGGAACUACCGACAUAAAAGAUUUUCGAAUGGAUACAUUGAUCCAAGAAUACGAGAACUUUAAACUCCAAGAUGGAGAAAAUAUCAUCGAUAUGGAAACAAGAUUUACACGUAUAGUCGAUGAAUUAAAUCAACUCAGAAAGAACUAUGCUCAAAACGAAAAGAAUCGUCGAGUUCUUAAAUCUUUGCCUCCGAGUUGGAAAGUUAAAGUUACUACGAUCAAAGAGAUGCACAAUCUCAAUGAUUACCACAUCGAUAACUUAUUCGGGAACCUUCGUGCUUAUGAAGAAGAUAAUGUUCCGGAUAAGGUCAUUCCUAAAGUGGAAGACAAAAAGAAAAAUAUGGCUUUGAAGUCCAUCUUAAUCGAUGAAGAUGAAAACGACGAAGAGUUGAACGAAGAACUCCAAAAUCUCGAUGAAAGUGAGAUAGCUCUAUUAACGAGACAACUCCGUCGUGUACUUCAAAGUAAAGCUCAAAGGUAUGGAAAAGGCUUCCUUAAAUCAAAUAAUCAACAAAGACUUUUCAACUCUAAUGGAAGGCCAAAUUACUCUCAAAAUUAUACUCCUAACAAUAAGAGUAAUUAUCCUACCACAGGCAAAAUCAAUCAAAGUCCCAAUGGUUAUAAUAUUGCCAAUAAAAAUGGUACUUACACUCCUCCUAAGCCAAAAGAACAAAAUCCGGAGGAAACACCUAAUGUGUGUUUUGAGUGUAAGCAACUUGGUCACUUUAAACGGGAAUGUCCUAAGCUCUCUAAGGGACGAAUUCUCGUGGCCGAGAACGGUUGGGAUUUAAGUGAAGAUGAAGAAACUUCGGAAGCUACGAAAGAAGUAGUUAACUUAUGCUUAAUGGCUCUCGAGGAUGAUUCUUCGUCAUCGGACAUCUCCACUUCAAAUGAUGAGUCAAAUUCGGUAGUUCAAAAGGAUAAUGAGGAAUUGGUUCAUGCCUUGAAUGAAAAAGAUGAAAUAUUUGAGUUGGAAACUCAAAGGCUUAAAGAUGAACACUCCAAGAUCUUAGCUCAAGUUAUGAAUCAAGAAAGGAUUCUUAACGACAAAAUUAAUAUUUUGAGCAAAGAAAAAGAUGAUCUUGAGAGAACAAUUCAAAAGUUCACAAAAGGGAAUGAGUUGUUAGAUAAAAUGGUACAUUCGAAAAUAUCAUAUAACCAUGAAGGUUUAGGAUAUGAUAAAAAUGCUCAACCUAAGAAGUUUGUUCAAGGAAAGAAACAAACUACUUUUGUUCCCGCUACACCAAAGUAUAAAUGCUCUUAUUGCAAUAAAGAUGGACAUACGGUUGAAUAUUGCAAGAUAGAGAAUGGUGAGAUUAAGGGGAAGUAUAUAUGGGUUCAUAAAGGAACUAAACCAUAUACAAAGGUUGAUCGUUUUGUACCAAAUAACUAUGUUGAUGACACUCAAAGAAAACCAAAGUUUAGUUUUGUUCAAAAACCGUUUGCUUAUCAAAAUAGAAAUUCGGGGUAUAAUGCAUAUACUAAUGGUCAAUCGUCUAGAAGUCAUUUUGUUCCUAGUCAUCGUUUCUAUCCUCAAAAUACCAUGUAUUAUUCAAAUGAUAAAAAUAACAUGUAUCAAGGUGGCAACUAUCAAAGAUAUAAUUUGCAACAACCAAGAUACUAUGAUUAUUCUAGGAACAAUGCAUCUAGAAACUCCUAUAUGCCUACUCAAGCUUAUACCAUGCCUAUUUUCUAUAAUGCAAAUGUGUGCCUUGUCACUAAACGAGACAUGUGGUAUCUUGAUAGUGGUUGUUCGAGACAUAUGACCGGUAAUAAGUCACUCUUAAAUAGCAUUAGAAAGGUCACCGCUGGAAGUGUCACGUUUGGAGAUAGUAGCAAGGGGAGUAUCGUUGGUAUUGGCGAUAUCGGGAAUGGACAUUUCAAGAUUGCUAAUGUACAACUAGUUACGGGACUUAAGUAUAAUCUUCUCUCCAUUAGUCAACUUUGCGACAAUGGAUAUAAGGUGAUUUUCUAUCCUACUCAUCGUUCUAUCUUAAAUAAGGAUGGAAAAUUAAUGCUUGCUUGUCCUCGUAGCAAAAAUGUGUACACAUGCGAUAUUAAUAAACCUUUUAAUGUAUGCCUAAUUACUACACAAGAUGACCGUUGGUUAUGGCAUCGUAGAUUAGGACAUGCGAAUAUGAAGUUAAUAAAGAAUAUCUCAAUGAAUGAUCAUGUUAGGGGUAUACCAAAGUUAAACUAUCAAAAAGAUCAUACUUGUGAAGCUUGUGAAAUUGGAAAGCAAAUACGAGCUUCCCACAAAGCUAUGUUUAUGUAUAUUGAUCUUGUUGAUAAAGAAGACGCCGAAACAGAUGGUGUCGAAGAUGCUAUUCGACAAUUCGAAAAUAUGGAUAUGGGUAUUUUCCCUCCUAAUAAUCCAUUAGAAUUGUUACAAACCGAAGAUGAACUUCCUAAAGAGAUUCCAUUGAUAAGAAGUCAACCCUUAGAUAAUGUUUUAGGUGAUUUGACGAAAGGAGUUCAAACCCGGUCACAAGUUCAAAAUGUAGUGAAUCAUCUUAGUUUUCUUUCGCAAAUUGAACCUAAAACUGCUAAAGAGGCUUCGCUAGAUGAGGUCUGGAUAUCCGCAAUGCAAGAUGAAUUAACCCAAUUCACUCGUAGCAAAGUUUGGGAACUCGUUCCACCACCCGAAGAUACUUCCAUUAUUGGAACUAAAUGGGUGUUUAGAAAUAAAUUAGACGAGAAUGGAACGGUUGUUCGUAAUAAAGCAAGAUAA
Messenger RNA from Daucus carota subsp. sativus, 2952 nucleotides. RefSeq lists its product as uncharacterized. The transcript has 4 exons. Lineage: Eukaryota; Viridiplantae; Streptophyta; Magnoliopsida; Apiales; Apiaceae. The record is from RefSeq and is a predicted model, not a curated record. The coding region runs from base 1 to 2952 and encodes 983 amino acids. Gene Ontology annotation, molecular function: nucleic acid binding; zinc ion binding.